Messenger RNA from Oryctolagus cuniculus (rabbit), 1959 nucleotides. RefSeq names its product G-patch domain containing 4 (gene GPATCH4). Gene Ontology annotation, cellular component: nucleolus. The record is from RefSeq and is a predicted model, not a curated record. Lineage: Eukaryota; Metazoa; Chordata; Mammalia; Lagomorpha; Leporidae. Gene Ontology annotation, molecular function: nucleic acid binding.
ACAACACUGGCCAAUCGGCCGCCGCAAAGGUUUCUCGCGGGAGGACCCGGAUUUCCGUUCCCGCUGGCGUCUCUCUGGUCUCGGCAGCCUAGAAAGACCGAAAGGGCACUUCCGGGAAGAUGGCGGCUCACAAGUCAGGGUUCAUGAAAGGGAAUUCUUAGAAGAGCAGUGAGGAUGGAUGAGGACUGCGUUGGACACCUUCUCCUUUCCUCUUAAGAGGUGAUGUCACCUCUUUGCUGGUGACAGCCUGAGGGACAGAGCUGCUUUGGCACCAUGAGUGCCGCUCCGGAGACCAAGAGUCGUGGGAUGAAGUUUGCUGAAGAGCAGCUGAUGAAGCAUGGAUGGACUCAAGGCAAAGGCCUGGGCCGGAAGGAGAAUGGCAUCACGCAGGCCCUCAGAGUGACGCUGAAGCAGGACACUCAUGGGGUGGGACACGACCCUGCCAAGGAGUUCACCAACCACUGGUGGAAUGAACUCUUCAACAAGACUGCGGCCAACUUGGUAGUGGAAACCGGGCAGGAUGGAGUACAGAUAAGGCGCCUUUCUGAGGAGACCACCCAUGCUAGUCGUCCCAAGCCCAACCUGCUGUAUCAGAAAUUUGUGAAGGUGGCCACGCUGACUUCAGGUGGAGAGAAGCCAGACAAAGACUUGGAGAGCUGUAGUGACGAGGACAACGAGGGGCCCAACCCACCAAGGAUUCUGACUGACGAGAUGCUGCUCCAGGCCUGUGAGGGGCGAACAGCACACAAGGCUGCUCGUCUGGGGAUUACGAUGAAGGCCAAGCUUGCUCGGCUAGAGGCCCAGGAACAGGCCUUCCUGGCUCAACUCAAGGGCCAGAACUCUGGGGGCAAGCUCCCCCAGAAAAAGAAAAAGCAGCCGAAAGAGGAGGAAGAGGCCACAGCAGCGGAAGGUCACGCAGAUGAGCAGCACGCUGACCAGAGCGUCCGGAGGAGCAAAAAGAAAAAGAAAAGACGCCGUGAAGAGGAGGUGUCAGGUGGGGGUGAGGGAGCAGCCGUAGGGGCAGAGGAGGAAGAUGCUGCAGGAGCAAGCGGGCUUGGAGCAGUGCCCAGCAGAGAGCAGACCGACCACAAGAGGAAGAAGAAGAAGAAGAGGCGGCACCACCAGGAGGGGGACGUGGGGGUCUUGGACAGCGGAGGAAGAGGUCCAGAGACGCAGGCGGGGGAGAGCGGAGCACACGCUGACCUGGGCAGCAGAAGCGCGAGGCGGCAGCUCAGGGACGUGCACUCAGAAGAUGGAGAAGCUGAGGAGGCCGGCUCAGCAGGUGGGGCUGGGGAAGCAGAGCGCGGGGUCUGCAGGGACCGCAGACGCAGGAAGCAGAAAAGACAGCAUCGAGGGGAAGAGGAGGUGGCCGUGGAGGUAAGGGGUGAAGAAGAAGGUGGCAGGACUGGGGAAGAGGGCAGGGCACACAGCAGCUCAGGCAGCAGAAGCAAGAAGAGGCGGCGGCAGCACCCAGAGGCGCCUGCUAGGACCAGCCCCGACCAGAGAGCCAAGAAGAAGCGGAAGAAGAGAGACUGAAGCCUGGUCACAGUGGUGUUCAGCUCUAUUCAGUGGCCUCGGACACAGUGGCCUCGGACACUGGGCUCGAGGGCGUGACUCUGCAGCCCCUAAAUGAAGACGGUCCCAAGCGGAAACGCACCCAGGAAUCGCAGUCUGCUGAGCCGAGCAAGCGGGCACCGUCCCCUGCACUGUGCUGACUCAGACGUCAUGGGCUUGGACUCGGGCGCCGGCAGGGCAGGGCGGGCUGGGGGCUGGGACGGGAACGCAGAGCCCGGUAGCGGGACCUCUCUGCUGAGAACAUCGACUUGCCAGACGCGUCCUGGCUUGUGAAUGCUGAUGGAACAGAUUCAGCUCUGGGGCCACCUUCACCCAGAUGGCCGGCUUCCAACAUUCUGCCAAAUGGCUGAAUAAACAUCAGCUCGGGCUCCUGGCCUACAGGUA